AUGAGUUCUCAUGUUUAUCAACCGACUGAACCAUUUCUCGAUGAUUGGCAUGUAAUACGAUAUGAUCUACCGAACAAAAAUGGCUUAGCUCUUGCUGUUUAUAUUAAUCCAGAACGUCAUCAAUGUGUAAUAUCCAUUCGAGGAACUGAUUUAACGUCGAGUUUUUUAAAUAAUCCUAUUACUGAUCUACGCUUAUUAUUUACCAAUCAAGCGAUAGACACAUUUGAUUCAGCUCGUUUAUUGUUAUUUCAUGAUCAACCAUUACAUAUUCCACGCCGAGAUUCAAUUCCAUACGUUAUAUCCUUCACGGGCCAUAGUUUGGGAGCAGCACUCGCCGAAAGUUUUGCUUGUGUAUACAAUGCCUAUGCGGUGACAUUUGACUCUCCCGGAACGAAACAUAUUUUAGAAAAUGAUCCAUCUUGUCGAACAAACAUAGAACUUGGCUACAAUUCUAAAGAACGCAUUCACACAUAUUUAGGUGCCUAUGCAAAUUUAGUUAAUGUCGCUAAUUCACAGUUUGGUCAAGUUAUGUAUUUAAAACGAUUUGGUUCUAAUAAUGAUAAUGAUUCAGCGUAUUUUUUCUACAUUUAUUCUUCAGCAGCUAGUGUUUAUUUGGCUGCAUGCAUUUUUGCAAACAUUAUCGAUAAAAGUAUAUUUAAAUUGGGUCUCUCGUUUACUAUUGGGUAUUUCAUUUGGAAAUCUGCUAUCGUGUAUUUUAUGAGCAGUUUUUUCGAACUAAAUUCAAAAAUAACUGAUACAUUGAACUGUUAUAUUAGCGAACUGCCGUUUAUCAUAACAGUUUUCCUUCUGUGUCAGUCAAUCAGCGCUUUAGCUGAUAACAUAGAACGCUGGACAGGUCAAAUAUUGCCUCGGAUUUUAUUGAGAAACACACCAUUAUUAGGUGGGAUAGUUGCUUUUAUUCAGCAAAAUAUCAACUUCAAUCGUGUUGUUUGGCGAUUUGCACUCUUGAGCAUGUAUCUUUUACUUUCAUUUUUGGUCAGCAUCGGUAUUCCAUUAUUUUGUUAUUUGUGGUGGUUAAAAUCAGCUCAUUCAAUAAACAAAUUUGUCGAAUCAUUUGAUCCAGAAGAUGGAAGACCUUAUCAGGGGCACAGUAUCGAGUCGACACUGUGGCCAACAUUAUUUGAUUACGUUACAAAAACAUCUUCCAGGCAAUUUCUUCUAUUCUUAUUGAUCAUUCAAAGUAUGAAAUUAGUGGCUUUUUAUCUACUUCCACCGUUUCUUCCCAGAUGGUUUCGAUUAAAUUUUAUUCUUUUAUUAUUUGCUACAUUUUUCAACAUCGAUUCUGUAGAAUAUUUAAUAGUUAUGGUUAUUAUAUUUUUUCUUGUGGCUAUUCCAGCGUCUCAACGACACAAUCAGCAUUAUACUAGAAAUAUAGUAUGUGCUAUAUCUGGUUUAUUAGCUAUGGCGCAAAUCAUGAACGAAAGACAUGAGAUAAACAAGUUUUACUGUGAAUUGAUAGGCUGUCCAUUCAUGCUAGCACCAUUUAUCAAAAGGCUUCGAUUGUUUGGAUAGAUAGCUUUUGUUUUAGUUGUCAGCCCGUUGAAUAUAAUCGACUUAUCAAUAAAACAACCUGGAGACAAAUUCGAUUUCUGAAAUCUUGGCUCGAGUGAUAUAAUUUUGUAAGCCUACUAUCAUUCUGCAUUUAACUGAAGUGAUUGAUACUGAUUCGAUACUGAAAAUUGCCUGUCGUUUUCACGAAACCAUUUAAAUUAAGAAGUUAUCGACGAACGAACGCCAA
Messenger RNA from Rotaria sp. Silwood1, 1759 nucleotides. NCBI's taxonomy places the organism in Eukaryota, Metazoa, Rotifera, Eurotatoria, Philodinida, Philodinidae. The record is from the annotation of a GenBank genome assembly.